Messenger RNA from Bactrocera neohumeralis, 965 nucleotides. RefSeq names its product elongation of very long chain fatty acids protein 6-like. NCBI's taxonomy places the organism in Eukaryota, Metazoa, Arthropoda, Insecta, Diptera, Tephritidae. Gene Ontology annotation, biological process: fatty acid elongation, polyunsaturated fatty acid; fatty acid elongation, monounsaturated fatty acid; fatty acid elongation, saturated fatty acid. The record is from RefSeq and is a predicted model, not a curated record. Gene Ontology annotation, molecular function: fatty acid elongase activity. Gene Ontology annotation, cellular component: endoplasmic reticulum membrane.
AUGGAGCUCCUCACCCGCCACCUGCAGUCCAUCAGUGACACCAUCGACUUCCCGUACAUGACCAUUUGGCUGGAGGACUGGCUCGACCUUCCCAUUUAUGCGGCCGGCCUCUAUUUGGUCCUUGUCCUGUGGGUGCCAGAGAAUGUGAUGAAGGAUCGAAAGCCAUUCAACUUGAAGCUCCUGAACACACUGUGGAACUUUGCGCUAACAGCGUACUCUUUUAUCGGCGUGUACUACUGCCUCCCGCGGCUUGAGAUGGUCUUCGCGAGAAGCAUUUCAGGCCUCGAACCCUCAUCGCUUCGUUACACAAAGAACAUGACACCGUCCAUGCUGCGAAACAUUGAGAUCCCAGCGAACUUUGUGGAGGGCGGUGAUGUCCCCGUGAAGCUCCGCGGCAGCCUCGACACGUCCAUCUGUGUUUGGAAGGAUGACAUGUACCGCCGCGGUGUGAUUGGUCUGCUGACCCUCUCCUUCAUGCUCUCCAAGAUCCCGGAGAUGCUCGACACCGCGUUUCUUGUAUUUCAGAAGAAGAGCUUCCCAUUCCUCCACUGGUACCACCACACAUCGGUGAUGCUGUACUGCUGGCAUGCCUGGAUCACGCCCAGCAGCUCUGGCCUCUGGUAUGCGGUCAUGAACUUCUGCGUUCACAGCCUGAUGUACCUCUACUACUCACUCUCCUCCCUCGGCUACCGAAAGCAGAUUGCUCCCUUUGCCCCACUCAUCACCUUUUUGCAAAUUGCGCAGAUGUUUGUCGGCAGCUUCAUCUGCAUGUAUGUGUUCGCGCGCUAUCAGUGGUUUGGUGGUUGUGAUUGCAGCCCAUCCAAUGCGCGUCUGGCCCUCGCGAUGUAUGCGAGCUACCUCUAUCUUUUCUCGGAGUACUAUGUCAAGCGGUAUGUCCUGAAGACCUCCGCGAAGGGCAAACAAGACGCGAAGAUGGCGGCGGAGACGUCUUCCACCUCGCUGCG